AAAUAUAACAAGCUCCUCUGCGUGCAUUAACGAUUUGUUUCUGUUAUUAUAGUAUUAUACACAAAAGACAACUCUUUCUUAACACAUCACAAGAAAUUCUAUUACGAACCUCAAAUACAUUUCCCAAACCAAACAAAACUCAAAUCAAACAACAACAAUCAUGUCUGGCUACGGAAACGAAGGCUACGGUGGUCAACAAGGCGGGGGAUAUGGAGGUGAAGAGAGAAGAGAACAUAGCCGCAGAGAUGAGGAGGGCUAUGGUGGACAGCAGGGUGGUGGAUAUGGUGGAGAGGGACGACAAGGCGCCGGAUAUGGCGGUGAAGAAAGAAGAGAAGGCCACCAAGGUGGAGCAGGCGGGCCCGGAGGAGCAUUCGGUGGCGGAAACUUUAACGAAGAUCGUCGUCAAGGAGGCGGAGAAGCCCAAAGCUAUUACGGAGGUGGUGGACAAGGAGGACAAGAAGAAAUCCGUCACGGCGGCCGCGAUGAGAGAUAUGGAGGAAGUGGAAAUAACCCAUAUGGAGGCGGUGGAGGAUACGGUGCCGAUGAUGAGGAUUUGAAGGGCGCAGCUCAUCAUGCUCAAGAACAUGCCGGUGAUUCUGGAGAUUCUAGCUUGUUCUCGAGCGUCUUGGGUUACUUGGGCCAGAACAAACAAAACAUCGGUAAUCAAGAUGUCGAUGAAGAAGAAGCUGUAAACUCCCACAAACAAUACUAUGGCGGUGGCGGCUCUUCCGGCGGUUCUUCGGCAUCUUCAUCUAGCAUGGGCAGUGCUGCCGCAAUGCAAGCACUCAAGAUGUUCAACGGUGGCUCAUCCGGAAACUCCUCGUCCGGAAACUCUCAAAACGCUUUCGUUGGAAUGGCAAUGGCACAAGCCAGUAAAUUAUUUGAUCAACAAAGCAGUCAAGGAAAUGUCUCUUCUGGUUCUUCUAAGGAAAGCGUUGUUCAGCAAGCUGGUGAAAUGGCUCUUAAGAUGUAUAUGAAGAGUCAAGGUGGUGGGAGCUCUGGUGGUAUGAGUGGAUUGAUGGGACUGGCAAGUAAGUUCAUGUAAAGGAAUUGUUCACACGAAUGGAUGUUAGGUGCUAGGCUGGGAGGAUAGUUUAUGAUAUGUUAUGAAAGCAUGAUUUUGAUGAAUGAAGCGAUGAAAUACUUAGUAGUUAAAGCGCCUCGAAAUAUUUUCUACCAGUUCCUAUGCGUACGGUUAAAAACUAUGUGAUUUAUCAUAGGGGAUUGAUAGCUGGACUGGAGCGUC
Messenger RNA from Botrytis byssoidea, 1246 nucleotides. RefSeq lists its product as uncharacterized. The coding region runs from base 161 to 1045 and encodes 294 amino acids. The record is from RefSeq and is a predicted model, not a curated record. NCBI's taxonomy places the organism in Eukaryota, Fungi, Ascomycota, Leotiomycetes, Helotiales, Sclerotiniaceae. The transcript is spliced from 5 exons.